AUGGCGUCGACGAGUGCGCCGACUGCCACGCCGCCGACUGCCACGCCGACCACGGCAGGGCCAACCACUGCCUCGCCGCCCGAGGCCACACCGCCAAAGACCAUCGUCAUCAAGCUCGGCACCUCGUCGAUCCUCUCCGAGCACACGCACCAGCCCAAGCUCUCGAUCCUCUCGUCGCUCGUCGAGACAUGCCAUGCGCUGCGCACCGCCGGCCACCGCGUCGUGCUCGUCUGCUCGGGCGCCAUCGGCAUGGGCCGCGUGCGCAUGGGCAUGAUGGCGCCUUCCUCGUCAGCAGCAGCAGCAGGAUCGAGUGCGUCCAAGGCGCCCGAACUGGGCGAGCGGCAGGCGCUGGCCGCCCUUGGGCAGCUGCGCCUCAUCGCGCUCUGGGACAGCCUCUUUGGCCAGCUGGGCAUCAGCGUCGCCCAGGUGCUGCUGACGCGCAACGACAUUGCCGACCGGCCGCGGUACCUGAAUGCGCGCACGACGCUCCACACACUCCUCUCGCCGCGCUUCGAUGCGAUCCCCAUCGUGAAUGAAAACGACACCGUGUCCGUCUCGGAGCUUCGCUUCGGCGACAACGACACCCUCUCGGCCAUCACGGCCGGCCUCGUCGAGGCCGACUAUCUCUUUCUGCUCACCGACGUCGACGGCCUGUACACGGGCAACCCGCGGCGGGAGCCAGGCGCACGCCGGCUCGGUGUCGUGCGCAGCGUCGCCGAGGCUCGCCGUGCCGUCGAGGUGCAGACGAUGGGCAGCCGCUUCGGCACCGGCGGCAUGCAGACGAAGCUCAUUGCCGCUGACCUGGCCACGGCCGCGGGCGUCGCCACCGUCAUCAUCAACGGCUCUCACCCCGAGAACAUCAUCCGCGUCGUCGCCGCUUCCCUUCCGGGCUCGGGUACAGGCCAGGGACAGAGCAUGAACAAGGGCCAAGAGAGUGACACAGGAGCAGCGACAGGAUCCGCACACGAAGACCUGGCCUCGUCGACGUCGAGCCUGCAGCAGAUCAGCAAGGACGACAUUGGCCACCCGGCGCUCGAGGACCCGCCGCACACGCUGUUCCUGCCCACGCCUGAGCCCCUCACCGCGCGCAAGUGGUCCAUCCUCCACGCCCUGCACCCCGCCGGCACGCUCAUCAUCGACGAGGGCGCCUACUCGCGCAUCCGGACGCGCGACAGCGGCGGCCGCCUCCUCCCCGCCGGCGUCGUCGGCGUCGAGGGCACGCGUCGGCCAACGGCAGCGACGACGAGCAGCACCAGCUCGCUGCGGCGGGCGCUGUAG
Acaromyces ingoldii is the source of this 1278-nucleotide messenger RNA. RefSeq names its product glutamate 5-kinase. The transcript is spliced from 2 exons. Lineage: Eukaryota; Fungi; Basidiomycota; Exobasidiomycetes; Exobasidiales; Cryptobasidiaceae. Bases 1 to 1278 code for a protein of 425 amino acids. Gene Ontology annotation, molecular function: glutamate 5-kinase activity; RNA binding; ATP binding. The record is from RefSeq and is a predicted model, not a curated record. Gene Ontology annotation, cellular component: cytoplasm; cytosol.